AUGUCUACUCGUGCAAAACCGGGAAGGGAAGGGAAGAAGGGGUGGGGUAAGGGUGGGGGUUGUUACCAAAGAGAUACGUACAUGUAUGUAGGUAUUCCUAUUCGUGCGCAGUGGCCCGCGACUGACGUGCAACCCGUCACAUUCAUAGAAAUAAACUUUUCAAAAGAUAUCUAUCCGUAUCAACGGGGUGAUGCUAGCUUUCGAGUUAAUUCCAUGCACUUCGGCUUAGGAUCUUUUAGACCUCCGCAACUGAUUUCCGACAGACAAAAUCGAGGAGGUAUUAUAUUACCUACAUACACAUACUCUACAUCUAUUAAAUUCACAAAACCCUACUUCUCUGACUUACUUCACACAGUAUCAUCAGAAUGUGAUUUGGACUCAUCGACUUUGCUCAUCCAUGAUUUCGGAGAUCCGAAAUCACACAUAUGCGCACUGCAACCGGGCACAUAUUUUAAUGCAGAAACGGAUUCAGAUGUGAGAAUAAAUAUGCAUAUGAAUUUAUUACUAGAACUUCUUUGA
This is a messenger RNA of Morchella sextelata, 519 nucleotides long. RefSeq lists its product as uncharacterized. The transcript has 8 exons. The record is from RefSeq and is a predicted model, not a curated record. NCBI's taxonomy places the organism in Eukaryota, Fungi, Ascomycota, Pezizomycetes, Pezizales, Morchellaceae. Bases 1 to 519 code for a protein of 172 amino acids.